UGAUCUACAAAGCAGUUGUCCUGGAGAGGACCACGGAUUAGUAACAUUACCAUAACGUGCAGAUCUGCGGAGCCACAUUCACUUGGGCGCCUAGCGCUGUUUUUAGAAGGAAACAAUACAGCCGCGUGUUUUCUGCAAAAAGGCCUCCCUUUAUCGUCUAAUAUGUAAAGAUUAUAGCAAGGAGUUUUAAGGUUUACUGCACUCCGCGCGUUCGUGUGAUGAUUUGUGUGAUGUGCAAUCACUAGUAGUAUUGGCGCCUUUUCAGAUGCUUGCAGUCGCACGCGCAGCCGCGGUGUCCAGCUGAAACUCUAUAACGGGGUUCGGUUACACACCGGAGGAGGAUGGUGGCGGAGAUGGCGAGCUGCGGGGCUGCUUCCCACCUGGAAGACGGAGAUGGAGACGUUCCCGCGCUGGAAAGCAAAGAUAACCUGUCAGAGAGUGACAGCAACAGUUCAGACAACCAUGGUACAUCCACUGAGGACAGCUCAGAGGAAGACGACGAAGAGGAAGAGGAGGAGGAGGAGGGGGAAGAAGAAGAGGAGGAGGAGGGUUCUGGGCAUGUAGAAGUGAAUGGAGAAGAAUCAGAAAACCAAAAGGCCAGUGCAGAGGAGUCUGGGAGCAGAGCCGCAGAUUCUCCUCAGACAGAGGCUCUGAAUGGGAAAGAGGCCAGUUACAAGUUAUACUGUGAAAAAUGUAAAGCCAUCCAGAAGACCCAUGGAAGCGAGCUUGUUACCCCCUGCAGGAUCUCAAGGGGACGGCUGCAGGUGCAGCUGGAAGCAGACGUCUCGUACGAGUGUUCCGCCACUGGCCUGGUUUUUGAAGCAACCGAGCCAGUCCUGGUGCGGUAUUCCAUCUUGUCGUGGUCCAAGUUUGCUGGGUUCCUGGGGAAUUCCUGGAAAUUUGCCGGACCCAUCUUCAAUGUGGAAACUGUGAAGAAAGACGCGAGUGUGCUCAAAUCCAUCCAGUUCCCUCACUGCGUCUGCCUGGCUCAUCCAGAAAAUGAGAUGACCUUUGGCAUCCUGCACGUAAAGGGAAACCGUCCACUCAUUGAGCCAACUGUGGACCACUCGGGCAGCCAUGUUAAGUGGAAUGUGACGUCCCUGUCCCCUGUGGGUCCCAUCAUUCAGACUCCCCAGCCCGUGGACCGCCAUGGGGUGGUUCUGGUUUACAAACAGCUUGGCAGCUCCUUGCACAACUACAGCUUCCACAUCUACUUGGCCACAAACAGUGCGUCUGACAUCAAGGAUAUAGCCAAACAGGUGCGGGCUUGCAAAAAUCGCUACAUCAAGAUAGAUAAGCCCCCCACGUGUAAACUGGAUGAAGGGACUUAUCGCCUCCUGAGCGAGCCAGAAGGGGAUAUCAAACCUCAGGAGUUGAACUUCACUCUCGCAGUGACCAAAAUGAAGGGCUACUUUGAAGCUUUCUUUGAGCAGCCGCCUCCUUUUAAAUUGUCCCUGAUAGAAACGAACACAGAAGAGACUGUGUGGUCUGCGACCAUCAGAGAAGGUGAUUGUGUCGACCACACUGAUAAGAAGCCAAGGAAGCGGACAAUCUCAGACAGAAAGAGGAGCAGCAGUCCAUCAGAAGAAGAAGACAACUUUAAAAAACCUCGAUGGGAGGAUCAUUCAGAUGGUGUUAAACCAGUGGUGACUCAGGACCAGAGCAUGUCAGAGAGGCAGCUGCUGCUGGUGGCCAAUCAGCUCGGGAAGGAGUGGAAACAGGUGGCCAUCUUUCUUGACUGGACCUCUAAGGAGCUGGACAACAUUCAGGCGGCGGAGAAAGACGUGGUGAUGCAGAAGCAUAAGAUGCUGGUGGGGUGGAAGAACAGAAGAAGACCUGGAGAAGCUACAGCCUACCACCUGUGGGAUAGCAUUAAAGGCCUUGAAUUACCAAAUGAGGUUUAUCAGAUACUACGAGGUAUGGACAGCCGAAUAAGAUAGCGAAAGCCUAUAAACUCCAUGAACUGCUGCUUAACCUCAGGAGUGCUGCAAAGCAGAGCCCACCUGUGGACCAAACAUCCUUUUUUCUCUUUAGGUUGGACUUUUUACACAUGAAUGAAUGAAUGAAUGAAUGAAUGAAUGAAUGAAUGAAUGAAUGAAUGAAUGAAUGAAUGAAUGAAGAGUUUUCAGGGGAAAAAACCAACUGACUUUACUUUGACGUGGCAUUUUUCAUUCCGAUCAUGUUAGAGUGAGGUAUUUUGUUUCUGUAAUGACUACAGAAUAGGGACAUAUGUGUGACGGUACCUUUGUGUAACCAGGUUAGAAGCGUGACCUUCUGGAAGUCAGAGGUCAUUUGAAAUAAUCGGUAGCUAAUAAUGUAGCCCUCCUGCAACAGGAAAGGUUUGUAAGAAUCCAAUCAGGGAAUAUCAUUUUGCUUUCAGAUUUUGGCAAAGUUUUAGUAAAACAAAACAAAAAGAUGUUUAUGUGAUAAUUUUUCUAAAAUAGACUGAAUUGUAGCACUAUUUUAUGUCUGAACUUUUGGUCUAUUUGUACAAAUAUUAAUGGUGCACAUCUCGUUAUAUAGAAAUCCUUUUUUACGUCUGUAGAUUAUUUUUUUAAACUGUCUUUUGUGCGUACGAGUAUGUUGUUUAAUACUUUUGUUAAAGAUGAUUAAGCUUCAAAAGGUUUAAAUUAGGGGUUUUCAUGUUUUGACUUGAAUCAGGAAGUGUUUCCUGCUCCUGCCAUCACUAAAAUGCACACCUUAGGUUUGUAAACUAUAAUGAUGUAUAUUAUAGAGUAAAAUGAAAAUACAUUCGAUUUUGUAUUUAAUCUUCACUAAUACUGGAAAUUGUCCAGUUUUCCAAUAAGCUUUUAUAUCUUUAAAACAAACUAAGUUGUCAAUACUGGAAAAAACUCAGUACUUUUCUAAAACCACUAACACAAAAAAGCAUUAGAAAAAAAAGAAUGUGUAGUUUGGGAUCUUCCAAGCAAAUAUAUUCUGAAAGAUCUGGCUCAAGGAGAAUUCUUUUUUUUUGUCAGAGUAAAAAAUUUUCUAGUGUUCUUAAAGCAGCAAAGAAAAACCAAAUGAAGGCUUCUUUAAAAAAAACAUUAAUUUGAGUUAAAACCCUACCAAAAGGAAGUUUGAACUCUGCAGAAAAUUAAUCAAAAUGUUUAAAAACAAAGCUCUAGCGGAAGCUGGCAUUGAACGUUUUUUACUCUGAGGUGAAUCUCAGUUUUCCGCCAUUCUCUGUGAACCUUUUACUCUCCAUUUUUUAUAUUUAAUAUCCUAAUUUCCCAUUUUGUGCAGUCUAGCUAAUUUUGUGCCUUUUUUAUGGUUCCCUUUAAAAAAAAACAUGCAUGCAGAAUCAAUUUGGCAUUAUCGUUUUACAAUAUAAGAAAGAAUUCAGGGAAAAGGGUCCACUCACAGGUUGCUAUGAACCUUUUUGCAUCAUCUUGAAUGUUUUCCUCUAGUAUUUCACAUGAUACUUUUUUUUAUUUUUCUGUAUUUUAUUCCUUUUUUUUCUCAUCCUGUGGUGCUACAACCUUACUUGUCCUAGCUAUUCUCAAACGGGUCGGUUGUGUGUAGCAUUGUUUAUAAGUUGUUCAACUGUACCGCUUGAUUCCAAUUCGCCUUUUCCCGGAAAAAAAUAAACAUUUCUGCAAUGAAA
Oryzias latipes (Japanese medaka) is the source of this 3607-nucleotide messenger RNA. RefSeq lists its product as uncharacterized. Gene Ontology annotation, cellular component: THO complex part of transcription export complex. Lineage: Eukaryota; Metazoa; Chordata; Actinopteri; Beloniformes; Adrianichthyidae. The record is from RefSeq and is a predicted model, not a curated record. Gene Ontology annotation, molecular function: protein binding. Gene Ontology annotation, biological process: signal transduction; mRNA export from nucleus.